AUGUCUCCAGCUAGCACCAGCCUCAAGGUGUCUCUUAUUAUCGUCGUGCCGCCAUCAAUCGGCUUCCCUCUUUUGUUUGUGACACCGUACCUUCCUCAUCCCCAACACCGUGCCUUGUCAUGGGCAUUGGUUCUUGCACGUCGCACCUCUCACAACAGCACCUACAUCCCAUACAGUCGUUUCGAUUCCGGUCGUGGCAGUCCUGCUCCAGAAAUCCAAGAGGGGUUCGCCGAGGACAAGACAUUUGAGAACGACGUGUCGAGCAAUCUCUGGCUCAUGCCUUACGGAUUGAACUUCUCCAGAUCCAUUACAGAGACCGAACAGGUGGUCGUCGACAACAAGACAUUUGAUAGUGACGUGCCGAGCAACCUCUGGCUGGUGCCCUACAGCUUCGAUUUCACCAGUUCCAUUUCAGAGUCGGCAGAAGAGUCUUUUGCAAGUUCGAGUUCUGGGAGUCCGUCAGCACUCCUUCAGUUCUCCGUCCAUUCACAAGGGCAUGACACAACCACCCGUGUUUCCUCACCCGUGAGCACUCACUGGUACAGCGACCUUCGGUUCCAACGAGACGAGCAUGAUGGCGUCCGUCUGCAACAAGCACUGGAGGAGAAGCUGGCAUUGGAGAAUCGGCUUGGUGAGGUGUUGGCCGAGAAUGGAGUGUUGUGGAAGAAAGUCAACACACUUCAACGACUCAUGGCAAUUGGUGUCAUUCGCCUCAGAAAGUCAGAGGUAGAGGCCCAGAAGUGGAAAUCCCUUGCUGGCUACAAGCUCGACGAGUCCUCAGCCAUUCCCGUACCACAUUGGAAACAAGAACCUGCAGCACAAGAUCUGUACGCGGAAAACGAGCGACUGGAGUCCCAUCUAGAACGACAAGAUAGAGCACUCCAUCACACACGCCGAGAGAUCCAUCACUUAGAGGAAGUCGUCGCUGAGAAGGAGACACAAAUCACACUGCUCAACAACGAGAUCGACCAGCUGCACUUGGGCGUCGGGAGAGCAUACGACGUUGUCGAGGUCAUUAUCUUUCGAUUCAACUGGCUCGAGCAGCAUUGCACGGAUCCCAUCGCCACGCAUGAACGGCUCGCAAACCAAAACCUGGCACUCCAACACCAGGUGCAGAAUCUGGAACAUGACUUGGAAGACGCCCAGAACCAAAACAAUGUCCUGGCCAUCGACGACUACGCCCAGCUCGAUGCCCAGAGACACCACCUGCAGAUUGAAAACGCCGAGCUUCGGGCGGAGAAGAGAGAGCUGACGCUUGCCAACACCAACCUGAAGGCCCAGAUGAGAAAGGCGAAGGUUUCGAACAACGUCAAGGGGAUUGCCAAGUCCUGGAAGCUCAAGGUAGAGACCCAGGCUCGACUAAAGAACCAUGAUGAAACGAGAAAAAUCUUCUUGCAGAACUGCUUCAGCAAGACAUUGGAUCAGAACAAGAACGUCGAGUGUGAGGCAACCAGUUCGGGUGAAGAGCCUCAGGCGGAGCUCCGAGAUUAUCACACAGCAAAGGCGACUUGCGACAGCCAGGGUGAUUUCUUCGACCACAAACUGGCACCCUUACCUCACCCCCUUCCGGAAAGUUUCCGUGUGUAUCGGAGCGUCGAAGAAGACGUUGUCGAGGAGGAAGAUGAAGAUGAUAAUGAAGAACCGAACACAGAUGGUGGUGUCCUCGACCUGGUGCGCCUCAUCAACAUGCUGACAAUAGAAGAUGAGUUGGAUCUCAUCACUUGA
Cladophialophora yegresii CBS 114405 is the source of this 1725-nucleotide messenger RNA. RefSeq lists its product as uncharacterized. NCBI's taxonomy places the organism in Eukaryota, Fungi, Ascomycota, Eurotiomycetes, Chaetothyriales, Herpotrichiellaceae. The coding region runs from base 1 to 1725 and encodes 574 amino acids. The record is from RefSeq and is a predicted model, not a curated record. The transcript is spliced from 2 exons.